Kwoniella shivajii is the source of this 3360-nucleotide messenger RNA. RefSeq lists its product as uncharacterized. The coding region runs from base 1 to 3360 and encodes 1119 amino acids. The transcript has 7 exons. NCBI's taxonomy places the organism in Eukaryota, Fungi, Basidiomycota, Tremellomycetes, Tremellales, Cryptococcaceae. The record is from RefSeq and is a predicted model, not a curated record. Gene Ontology annotation, molecular function: protein binding.
AUGGUGCGACACCUCCUCAAUAUUAAUCAUCCUUCAGUCGAGGAAAGUAUAAUAGAAUCAACAGAUAUAUGGGCAAAAAAUCUCAAAUCUCUUUUCCACCUAGCCGCAGAUCGAUUUGGAGAUGUCAGCUGGGAAUGUGCAGGCUUGCCCGAGAAAAUAUGGGGUCAUAAGGCACCCAAAACCUUCAAGGAGCGCUAUUUCCGGUAUAACGCUCUGAACUCGUCUCCACUCGGGGUGUCAUCUACUUCACAAUCUCACCAUUCUCAGCCGUCCGUUUCGUCCCUUUACUCCCUUUAUCAAAAUCAGCAUCCGUCCGCUUCUCACACCGCACUUCCGGCCUUGGACAGGGAGAGCACUAUCAGACUCAAUCUGUUGGAGGACGACGUGUUGUUGCUAGACAGUGUGGAUAGUAUCGAGCUGUUCAGGGCUCAGCUGGAAUGGCUAUAUACCGGCGAAGGUCUGGGAGAUGUAGUUGAAUGGAUUAGUCAUAAUGGAACGGAGAGCAUUGGCGAUGAGUUAUCCAGCUUCGUUGGACGGCGAGGUGACUUCAAACAACGUCAAGAUCGGCUCAGCCAAGAUCUCACGUACAUGUGGCGAAGCAAAUUGUAUGCUGAUGUCCGCAUACAUCUGGAUCAACCCGCUACGGAAACGUCGAUUUCGGACGAUUCAGAUCACUCUGUCGAUUCCUUGUCUUCGACCGCUGUAUUUGCUUCCCAUCGAUUUAUUCUAGUCAGUCGCUCGCCUUACUUCGCUUCGGUAUUCCUCAAUACCUCAUCGUUUUCUCCUUCCUCGCUCGAUGUCCACUUGCCUGUUCCGCCGUUCACUCCAGCGUCUUUGCAUUUUUGUCUUGGAUUCAUGUAUGCCGGACAUCUGGAUUUCUCACAUCGCACCUUCGAUCUGUCAACUGCGUUUCAAAUUCAUCGUGCAGCAACAUACUUGCAACUGGAUUCCCUUGUCAGCGAGAUUGAAGCCCGGAUUGUGCAUGAUUUUUGUCACGGGCUGGAAUGGGACGCUUGCCGCUGCAAGAAGUGUAUCGCUCGUGCACCUCGGGUCUGGUCAUUUGCUUUGGCAGAUGAGGUCUGUGCUACAGCUCUGGAGCAUCGAGCGAUGUCUUAUCUUGUUAGAGGCUGGAAAGAUACGUGGGGCAGAGAAGUUGGUUUGGUCGAAGUCAAAGAAAGGCGCCGGAUGGUGGAAAGCGUCGCAGAAAUGAUCAGUCCAGUCAGUAUCACGUCGACCCUCACUUCAAUCCAUCGCAUCCGAACAAGACUAGACCUCGCAAUCAGAGCGGGAACGGCGGCCAACGACGGUUGGGUCGACGCUGUAUCUCAAAUGGUAAACGACAUUGACAGCUAUACUUCGCAUCUUAUACUCAGUCAUUUUCCAGCAGUCUCACAAAGUGUCGAACUUUGGGAUUUGGUAUCAGGGAAUUCAUUUAGCUCGGAUCUCCUGGAAGACAUUAUGGAUCGAUUAGUACAACAAUGUGGAUCACCCCAUGGAGUUCACUAUGCCCCUCUUGUCUAUCAAGCUCUCGUAUCAUCUCUUUUGAUGAAGAUGGAAACGUUUUCCAUUCAACGUGGCCUGCCCGUGAGAUCGGAAGCUCGCUCAAUCAUUGACAGCUCAAAGAGCAGGAUCCUUCAAAACAUCAGUCGCCAUUGGAUGCAGAUCAAAAACGAAGACGGUUUUCAUGCAAUUGAUACUUGGGCAAUCAAGGAAAUUAGUGAUGGUAUUUCCUAUGAAGAGCUCAUUAACAGCGGAGAUAUACCGCAUGCCUCGCGCCCCAUCUCUCCGAUUCGACCUUCAUCCAAGUUGAUGCUGCCUGCUGCCAAUGUUGUCGGAAUGCCAGAGAGUUUGGCUAGACGCUCGAAGUCAUCAACAGCCCCGAGCAGGGACAUAAGUCUAUCGGAAUCAUCUCGUUCGGCUGGCGAUCCCUCUUCUAGCACGGGAUCUGGCCUUAAACGAUUGCGACUCGGCAGUUCGGUCUCGACGACCUCAUCCGUCAACAACCUUCCGAGACCACAUCCGAGGCCACGCGAUACGAAGACCUCACAAGGGAUCACGCGCUUAAAUCGUCUCACUUCGAGUGAUGCUGUACCAUGCGACUCGCAACUCCAUUUUCCUACUGCCCAUCCUGUGUCUCCGGCUGCGAGCACUGUCAACAUCUCAAAACUCGCUGACAGUCCCCGUAUCAACCGGUCGUCUCCAGUCAGAACACUUGUCGACAACCAGAUAUCGUCAGCUUCCACGUCAGCUAAACCCCACUCACGAACAGCUACUCCCACUGCAAGUUCUCCGAGCAACUCUGCUGCUGCAGCUCGAUCCUCCACCAGAUCCCCAAACUAUAAUGUGCGCGUCCAAAAUUCAGUCUCCCAAUCUCUUCUCCCAAAAGCUCGACCGACCCCUUCUGCCAGCAAUCUACCUGAAUCUAGUUCGGGAUCCGAGUCUCUGCGCUCAUCAAGUCUGCGAUCACGAUCCUUGGUCAACUCAAAGCUCUCCGACGUGUCCAUCGACCAACGCGAAGAACGACAAAUUUAUGACCCAUCUUAUAGCUCGUCCAUCUCGAGAGAUGGGAUCACAAAUCGUGUUCAAUCUUCAGCGAUCUCGCGUAUACCUUCGGUAUCAUCUUCCGUAUCAGGUGGGACACAAGGGAUUACUUCACGCACGAUCCGAACGGCCAAUGCAAAACCUAACAUCAGGUUGCAUAAGCUUGAAACUCGCCUUUAUCCUGAAGUAUUGCCGCGCGCAGCGGCGCAGCAACGCUCUGUCCAUGCUGCUCAACGAAGUCUGAAGAAGGCCUUACCACUCAUGCAAGCUCAACGACCAGUACCGUCGGACACUGCCUACGGAGCUGCUGAUGCCUUCUCCACCAUUUCUGGUUCAAAAACAUCAUGCGAUGAUGUGCCGUGGGAUGGUCCCGGUCUUAUUCUCAACAUUGGUAUUCCGUGCAUAUCGUCACUGGCUGGAAGCCGAACCAGGUUCAAAGCAAGCAUCCGCUAUAUCGGACAUAUGCACAACUCGCAGGGUCCAUUUAUAGGAAUUGAAAUUCCUGCGGUUUCGCAAUUGGGAUUGGCAACCUUACCUUCUGGUGCCAAAGGUGGUGUAAGCUACUUUUCUCUUUCGCCUCCGGUGACUGGUGCCGCUGGCCAAACGUCGAGCACGACUCGCGUCAAACGCCUCGUAGGAAGUCAGAUUGCAUCAGCAACAUAUGCUGGGCAUACUGUCGAUUUAAAGGAAAAGGAACCUUCUGCAGUAUGGAGCAGACCAGGCUGUUCUGCUGAUCGGCCGUCAAAGGAGACCAAGCACGACGUCGGGGUCUUGUUCAUUAGACCCAGCGAAGUAGUAUUCAUCUUGAGUUCGGAGUGA